CGUUCCGACCGCGCGCUCAGAACUCAAAACCACUCAGAACCGUGGUAACAUUGUCGAAGCGCGGUCGCAAUCGGGAAAAAAUCCUCAUCGUAUCCUUACGUUUUAACCGCGAUUUUAAAACCAACCUUAUUUUUUGAAAAUACCAUAACGCGAAAGUGAUGUAGCCACUUGCAACUGUUCAAGUUGAGUUUCUCUUAAUGUGACACGAAAAGGAUUUUACAAAAGGAGAAGAAUUUCUUAGAAAACCAGACCAACAUGUGCAGUUUAUAGAUAAUGGAAACAAAGACGUCAACAUUUCCAAAAUCGAUAUCGGAAGCAAGAAACGGUGGAAGUAGACCGGUGAGUUUCUACGAUAACUAUAGCCGUGAAAAUGGAUACAACGGAAACAAUAACACAGGAUCUUUGGAACGAUCGAAAUCACGUUCGCUUCAAAAUACGUCUUCUCACCUUCAAAUCCACAAAGAGAUAACGUUCCUGGAGGAAAGAAAUCCCACUCAAAUGAUGUGUUUAAACACGACGGUACCGCAAAAUAUCGCCGGGCCAAACUUUUCCGGUCGACAUACACCUACAAGAAAUAGUUUGAGACAUAGUCGAAUGAUUGUCUUGAGCAGAAUGGGAAAAGUACCGAAGAAGUCCUUACCGCCCAUCAUUCGUUUUCACAAAUUAGCCAAAGGUUUGGCAGCUCUCCAUACCCUUUUAGGUGUAGCCUUAUGUUUUUUAUCUUUGUGGUUAUUUGUUUGGACUCCUAAUUUAAAAGCGAGGGAUAAUUGUUUUUGGAGUGCUUUACCGCUUUUAUGUUCCGGCGUAGCGGGACUCCUGUUAUUAUACUGUUGCAGGAAAGAAUAUCCUGGUAUGCCCGGUGGUAACUGCGUAUAUUCUUCGAAGGUUUUAAGUAUUUUUUUGAGCACACUAGCUAGCGUAACAUGUUUAACGGCGUGUACUUUCGCUCUGAUUCAUUUAAUUUCAUUAUCAGCAAUGAAUUGCGAAUCGCCUACGCUUCUUUCGAACGUAACCUGCGUUUGUAAAUUAUCGAAUAAAGACACAUUUAUUCCGAUUAAAAGUUACCAUUAUAAGGAUCUAUCAUGUGCGGAAGUGAGUAACGUUUUAACAAUUUUAUUGAUAUUCUCUGCUGCGACGAAUUUGAUAGGGGGCGUUGUGGCCGUUUGGUAUGUUUAUCUUUUUUGGUCGAGCAGAUAUUCUUACACAUACAGUAAAGUAUGUACGAAAGAGAAUACUCCCGUCGUGUAUAUUAAUAGUUAAAACUAAUUUUUAAUCUAAUCUUAAUGUGUUCUUUUUUUAAAUUUUUGUAUAUAAAGAAUAACGAGCGUGUGUGGCCCAAGAUGAUAAUUUUUGUGUUAUGUUACCUUUUAUGAAGAGAUUUUUGUCGAUGUACUUACUUCCAGUAUUGAAUUUAAAUUUAUAUUUAAUUUGAUUUGAAUGGAAAUUUAUUGUAUUCUAGUGUUUUAUAAAUACGUGUAUUAAUUUUUAAGAAGAAUGUUUGUCAAAAAGUACCUGUAUUUCUAUUAAUAAUAAAAUUACCUUUUUUACAUCAGAAA
Molecule: messenger RNA, 1556 nt
Organism: Onthophagus taurus
Lineage: Eukaryota; Metazoa; Arthropoda; Insecta; Coleoptera; Scarabaeidae
Product: sarcospan
Cellular component (GO): dystrophin-associated glycoprotein complex; sarcolemma
Source: RefSeq, a predicted model, not a curated record